Cottoperca gobio is the source of this 2538-nucleotide messenger RNA. RefSeq lists its product as uncharacterized. Gene Ontology annotation, molecular function: DNA binding; DNA-binding transcription factor activity. The transcript is spliced from 2 exons. Bases 483 to 1697 code for a protein of 404 amino acids. NCBI's taxonomy places the organism in Eukaryota, Metazoa, Chordata, Actinopteri, Perciformes, Bovichtidae. Gene Ontology annotation, cellular component: nucleus. The record is from RefSeq and is a predicted model, not a curated record. Gene Ontology annotation, biological process: regulation of DNA-templated transcription; circadian rhythm.
UUCAUGUUGGCUGCUCUGGUUUGGUUUAGGGUUGAGCUAACUGUUCCUUUUUUAAAUCUCAACCUCGGUUUCUUUUUGACUGUCAAUGGCGUGGCUGUACUAAAGUCACACCAUACUAUUUAAACGACCUGUCUGGAUCGGUUGCUUCCCAGUUUUGUUGUUGUUUAUUCUGCCUGGUUUGACUCGGCUGGCUUCCCGUUGGGAGGAGGAGGUGUUUGGGUGGGGUCACCCGGGGUGAGGGUCCGAUCCCAGCUGAACCGAUGAGCGGGGAAGAAACGACAGAGAGCUUUUUGAGGAGAAACAUCCAGACGACCUGCGCAGCUCCACGUGCGUCUCUGCCCGAGGAGACUGUCAUCAGAGGGUUAGCAGCUGUUUGAUUUGUGGUGCCAUUACAGCACACUUCACCCAGAACCACCAACCCUCAGUGAGUUCCUCACACACCUCCUCACACACCUCCUCACAGCUCAAAUCGGUGUUUGAACAUGACAGGUCAGACUGUGGGAGCCAUCGCCCAGGAGCUGUCAGUGCCCUCGCUGAUAGCUGUGGAGGUACUGGAGUCCAGGCCUCGUGGAAACGCCUUGUCCUUCACUGAUGAGGCUGUCUCCAUCCUAACCUCCACAAGCCAGCUGGCCCAAACCCUCAUGAGUCACACCUUCACCCUCAAACACAAAGAUAGCCUCACCAGCACCGAAGCAAAGGCUGGCAGCAGCUGCGAUGAAGACAACGGCAACAAUGCACGCCGCAAACGGGAGUUCAUCUCUAACGAGAAGAAAGAUGAUGGCUAUUGGGACAAGAGGAAAAAAAACAACGAGGCUGCCAAACGGUCCAGAGAGAAGCGGCGAGCCACUGACAUGGUGCUGGAGAGGCGAGUGCUGGGCCUGCUGGAGGAGAACGCCCACCUGAGGGCCGAGGUGUUGGCCCUAAAGUUUCGCUUCGGCCUGCUCAAGGACCCGUCUGAUGUUUCCAUCCUGCCACUAUCUGCACAGUUCUGUGCUCACCCAACACCCAGUAAGACACAUCUCUACCAGCCUCACACUGAUGGAUCCUCAAACCCCAACACACCGCCCAGCACCCACCACGUCCACCCUCAGCCUCCACAGCAGGGUACCAUCUAUGGAUCGAGGGGGGCCGGGCAUAUGUCAAGUCAUAGUGUAUCCGAGGAAUCCAGUGUCUCCACCUCUUGUGGCUCAAAUAUGGGCAGCCCUGUGAUUUUUGAGGACACACUGAGUGAGCGUGGCGGGCCUUCUCCGAGGGAGCUAGUGAAGGAGCAGCAGGGCUACGAGUUCCACACCUGUCCCCUGGAGGUCAACGAAAGUCAAUAUGUAAACAGACAAAACUCACCCGAGGCUUUGAGGAGCCUCCCGCACAAACUUCGCUUCAAAAGUCCCGCAGGCUGCAGCGAUGGAGGGGAGAUGUCUCCAUCCUCUAAUAGCAAACUCCGUGGACCUCCUGUAGCCACAGUGUGGCCAAACAUCCAGGUGAGGAACCAGCAGCAGGCGGGUUGGGACAGUCGGACAGAGAGUCAGGCUCUUUGGUCCAGGGAUGACGCCUGUGGUGGACUUGGGAGGCAGAACUCCAGUCACACCAAGCAUUCGACAGAGGACGACAGUCUCAGGUCUGAGAUCAGCUGUUUGUCUCAGGAAGUGGCUCAGCUCAAGAGGCUCUUCUCUCAACAGCUGCUCACCAAGAUCGCUUAAAGCCUGAGCACAAGGACUUAUGUUUAUAGACAGAUUUCACACUACAUCAUCAGGACAGCAUGGCCCCAGUGAUAACAGCUAUCUCUGAAGUGACAAACCUUAUUUGCAAAACCUGUUUCACUGGAAAAACUUAGUUUAGGAGCUUGUUUUUUUCUGUGAUGGUCAACAGACCACUACCAGCAUAUUUACCUUUUUAGAAUAAUGCUUAAUGAAUGCAAAAGUGAUUUCUGUGUGAGUCAUCUACGAAAGAUAGAUGGGAAAAACAUUCGGGUGAUUCAUUUUCUAAAAUAGUGUUUAUGACUUAAGAGCGGGUGGAAAAAGGUUCAUAUUGUGUGUUAACUUGCUUGAUGGGAAAACAGCAAAAAUAUCAACUGACAAAACUUAUUUUUUUCCACCACUUUUCACAGAGGAAAAAACUUAGAAGAAUUAUCCUAGCAGCAGCCUUGUUCACCUGUUAUUAAGUCAUAAACACAGAAGAGAAAACAAUUAAUAUCAAACUUAAACAGUAAAUAACCAGAUUUCUUCUCUCAGAGCGUCCGUCGUCACCACAUGUACUUUGAUCGUGUUGAUUUUCUGAGAUUUGGAGAACUCGGUACAUUUCUGGAUACUUGACUGAGCAGGUCUGUCAGAAACACUGGACAUGAACAUGUAUACGACUCAAAGCACAUGUUGAGUUAUGUUGAGUGUUUUUGUGAUCUUUAUAUUUUUUUACUCUAUCUGAUUUAUCUUAUGACCGAAAGGUACAUACAACUGUAUAUUUCAUCAUUGUUAUUGAAGUGAAAUGUACUUGGAAAUAUAAGAUUAUUUAAUAAAAAUGACUGGUGAAUCUUUCCUGACAGUA